GCGAAAAAGAAGCCAUGAAUAAAAAAGCCACUUCUCUUCUACUGUGUUUUCUUCUUGCUUCUAAUCUUCUCCCACUCUCUCUUCUUCCAUGUACACUCUGCUUCCAUUUUCAUGGCUUAUUUUUUCGCCGCCAAUCACCGACUGAAUUAGAUCUCCGGCAACAAAACCUACUUCAGCGACGACUCCGAUCAACAUAAUGUUGAAAAAGGAGUCGAAUAAUUGAAGGUACGGCACUGUAAAAGCUGAAGAUGCUUUUUCCCCAUUCUAUUUUCAUGAAUUCUUCAUAAAAAUAGUUGGGGAAGAAGAACUGGUUUGAUAAUGGAUAUAGGGAGAGAGAGUUCAUAUGAAGGCUACCCAGUUAAUGUUUGUUGGACUCCAUCCACCCCUGCAAAUCCAGAUGUUUCAGACCCAAAAUCAAACUGCAAAAAUGGAUCUGAAGAACAACUUGAUAUGAAUGCUGGCAUGUAUAACAGGUUUUUGAUGGAUAAUGUCUGGAAGAGCAUUCCUUGUAGUGAUCUGCUUGCACUUGCAGACGCUGCCAUCACCACAAAAGUUUCCGGUGGUGGAUGUGGCGGCAUUGGUGGCAAUGACACCAGAUUAAUCAUGCAGUUUGGGAAUCAAGAUACUGGAAGCAGCAGCAGCUUCACACAACAAUGGCAGCCUGAUGGAACCAGGUACUUAUUUGAUCUAAAUUCACCUCCAAUUGCAACAGAACAAGAAGAAUUAAUCACAAGCAUUUCUACUCAAGUAACACCAGUGACACCAAAGCAAACCAUUACAACAGAUGAAGAUAAAGAAAAACAAGAUGAAAUGAGGUUUGAUGUUGAACAAUUACAUGAUGAUGUUUGGGAAUUGGAGGUAAAUGAGGAGUUUGAAGAGGGGUCAAGUGACGAUUUUAACCUCAAGAAAACGCCACAACCGAAACAAAAAAGAAGAAAGCAUAGACCAAAAGUGGUCACAGAAGGUCGACCAAAAAUUACAAAAAAGCCAUUGGCUUCCUCCACAAAGAGGAAAUACAUCAGGAAGAUUGUGAAUGAAGCUAUUACAGUUCCAAAAACUAGGGAUUCAUGUAGGAGAAAGAUCAACUUUGAGGAAGAGGAGGAUUUGCAUACGGGAGUUUGGUCAACCGGGCAGUUGACCGGAGACACAAUACAUGGAAGUCAAACCCUGGGCCCCAUUACCCCAAACAAGUCAGAGAAACCCGAAAAGGGUAUCAAGCACACAUGGUCAAGAGCAAAACGACACAUCAGUUUUUCACAAAAAGAUGCUAGAAAUGACACCAAUGCAUGUUUUAGCAAUGGUGAAGAAGAAAGAGGAACAAAACGAGAAUUUGAGUCUUUGGAAGCAUAUUUACACUUUCCUGAAAUCUACAAGAAAAAGAGAACCACAAAGUGUCGGAGUUCCAUCACAUCAAGGGCAAUUUCGUCCAUUUGGUUUCCAAAAAACAAUAGUUUCAGCUUUCAAGCUCUUCGGUUUAAAGUUCGUGAAAGAUCAAGAGUUUACAAGCACAUGUGGGGAUUUAGUCAUGUGGGGAGUGUGAGAAAGAAGAGAAGUAAGGGUGUAAAACGGAUGCGUGAUUUGGCUUCAUUUGGUGGAAUAUGGUUGGAUCAUAAGAGAGCAUUAACAUGCAUGGAAGCUCUUUCUGCUGAUUUUGGUGUUAAUAUAGCAACAAAGAAACGAACAAAGAGAAACUCUAUUGUGUCAUCUUCAUAUCAUAACCACUACUUCCUCACAAACCAUCUAGGUUUUGGAUGGAAAACCGCAUACGAUAUCAAUUCACUCAUAAAUCAAUUCAAGAAUUUGGACAUCAACAACCAAAGGGUGGAAAAAGAUGGACAUGCACUUGUUCCAUACUUGACAAGAUUCCAAGAGAAGAAUGGAAUUGUUUUAUAUCAACAAGAUAGAAGUGUUGUUCCUUUUGAAGAUGAUUAUAAUCCAUUGAAGAGAAGAAUUCCACGCCCUAAAGUGGAUCUUGAUGAGGAAACAAGUAGAGUUUGGAGACUUUUGUUGGAAGAUAUAAACAGUGAAGGAAUAAAUGGGACAGAUGAUGAUAAGACAAAAUGGUGGGAAGAUGAAAGAAAUGUAUUCAAGGGGAGAGCAGUUUCCUUCAUUGCAAGAAUGCACCUUGUCCAAGGUGAUAGACGUUUCUCUUGUUGGAAAGGGUCAGUUGUAGACUCAGUUACAGGUGUUUUCCUUACACAAAACGUAUCAGAUCAUGCAUCAAGUUCAGCAUUCAUGUCUCUAGCUGCAAAAUACCCCUUAAAGUCAAAAAGCAUCCAUGAACCCUUUGAAGAAGACAAAUCAAUCAAACCCAUAAAAGAAUCAUGUGAUUUUGAUAUAGAAGAAUCCAUCACAUGGUAUGAACAUGAAGAAAAUCCAGAUCAAAAACUAGCUCAAGAUCUUAAUUCUAUGACCCUACAAAACUCUGAUUCAUAUGAAGAAAAAGAAGUUGUUCAUAGCAAUGAAUAUAUUGAUCAUAGUGGAAGUGAACAAAGUGGAAUAUCAACAGAAUCUACAACCCAAGAAACACAGAAUUUAAAGUUAAACAUUAUCUUUAAUCAAGAAACUCAAGAAAAUAAUUGUGAUCUACAAAAGGCUAUUUCAGAAGUCACUGAAAGCAACAACAACAACAACAACAACAACAUUGAGGAAAGUUCAAGAGGUUUGAAUGAAGAUGGAAAGCUUGUAACAAAAAAGGGUAAAACCGGAAAAGAGAAAAAGAUUAAAAUCGAUUGGGAUAGUUUGAGAAUCAAAGCAGAAAUUAAUCAUAAGAGAGAAAGAACACCAAAUAAUAUGGAUUCAUUGGAUUAUGAAGCAUUAAGAUUAGCAGAUGUUAAUGAAAUUGCUGACACUAUAAAAGACAGGGGUAUGAACAAUAUGCUUGCUGAAAGAAUUAAGGAUUUUCUGAAUCGACUUGUAAGAGACCAUGGAAGCAUAGAUCUUGAAUGGUUAAGAGAUGUUCCACCAGAUAAAUCCAAGGAGUAUCUACUGAGCUUUAGAGGUUUGGGGUUGAAAAGUGUGGAGUGUGUACGCCUACUUACACUUCAUCAUCUUGCUUUUCCAGUUGACACAAAUGUGGGGCGUAUAGCUGUAAGACUUGGAUGGGUACCCUUACAACCACUUCCCGAGUCUCUUCAGUUGCAUCUUUUAGAAUUGUAUCCGGUUUUGGAGUCUAUACAAAAAUAUUUGUGGCCACGGCUUUGUAAAUUAGACCAAAGAACUUUGUAUGAAUUACAUUAUCAGAUGAUUACUUUUGGGAAGGUUUUUUGUACAAAGAAUAAACCGAAUUGUAAUGCAUGUCCAAUGAGAGGAGAAUGCAGACAUUUUGCAAGUGCAUUUGCAAGUGCAAGGCUUUCCCUACCAGCCCCAGAGGAAAAAAGUAUAGUAACUGCAACUGAAAACAAACCACCCACCGGAAUCAUCACCCACCACCACCUACUGCCACCACCAAACCACCACCUGCCGCCAGACUCCGACAUCCAAAACCACCACCCUAUAAUCGAAGAACCAACAACACCAGAGCCAGAAAAGAUGGAAGAAUUUGAUAUGGAGGAUUUCUGUGAAGAAGAAGAAGAUUCUGAAGAAAUCCCAACAAUUAGACUUAAUAUGGAAGAGUUUACACAGAAUUUGCAGACUUAUAUGGAAAAUAAUAUGGAACUUGAAGAAGGUGACAUGUCAAGGGCAUUAGUGUCAUUAACAUCAGAAGCUGCUUCUAUUCCCACACCUAAGCUUAAAAAUGUCAGCCAGCUAAGAACAGAGCAUCAAGUAUAUGAGCUUCCAGAUUCACAUCCUCUCUUGGAAGGGCUGGACAAACGAGAGCCUGAUGAUCCUUGCUCAUACCUCCUUGCAAUUUGGACACCUGGUGAAACUGCUGAAUCGAUUCAGCCACCAGGAGGACAAUGUAGCUCUCAAGAAUCUGGUAACUUAUGUCAUAAUGAAACAUGUUUUUCAUGCAACAGCAUACGAGAAGCAAAUUCCCAAACUGUUAGAGGAACACUCUUGAUUCCAUGUCGAACUGCAAUGAGGGGGAGCUUCCCACUCAAUGGCACAUACUUUCAAGUUAAUGAGGUGUUUGCAGAUCAUGACUCUAGCCUUAACCCAAUUGAUGUUCCAAGAUCUUGGUUAUGGAAUUUACCAAGAAGAACAGUCUACUUUGGAACUUCCAUACCAACAAUAUUUAAAGGCUUGACUACAGAAGGUAUUCAAUACUGCUUCUGGAGAGGGUUUGUUUGCGUGAGGGGAUUUGAUCAGAAGACACGGGCCCCACGUCCCUUAAUGGCAAGACUACACUUCCCAGCUAGUAAAUUAUCAAGAGGAAGAAAUUAUGAAAAUUAGAUAUAAAUGGAUGGAUGCGCAUACAUUUGGUGAUUAAAAAAAAAAAAAAAAAAAAA
Messenger RNA from Lactuca virosa, 4391 nucleotides. The record is from the annotation of a GenBank genome assembly. Lineage: Eukaryota; Viridiplantae; Streptophyta; Magnoliopsida; Asterales; Asteraceae.